GAACAGAUAACAUAACAGGAGCACACAAAUUAGAUCGUUUACCACAAGGAAUGCAAUCGAGGCGUUGAAAACAGCCAGAGAAGAGCCCAAAUCAAUGACGUUGAUGGCGUUGACCGGCAAGGAACGUCGUCAUGGAAUAAUCCAUGCUGUCAGGACUUUAUAACAAUAUUGAAAUAGUAGAUAUUGAUAUGAAAUGAAUUUCCGCGGACCUGAAACGAAGGUGGAAGAUAUUGGCGAGGCGAAGGAAAGUAGUCGAAGUGGAAGCGAAGAUAUCCCCGCAUAUCCACGGGACCCACCGCGGGGAAUGGGCACGCCAUAGAAUGGGGAAUGUUGUCAAUCCACCCCAUUAUUAAUGUUACAUUCCUCAUCCAUCGUACUCUCCCUGCAUCCGUCACCUGCCUCUCAUCAACUCAACAACCAUGUCCAACCUCCAAAUCCCCAAUCUCUUCUCCGUCCAAGGACUCGUCGUCGUCAUCACCGGCGGAGGAAGCGGACUCGGCCGCACAGCCGCCCACGCCCUCACAGAGAAUGGAGCCGCCAAAGUAUUCAUCCUCGGCCGACGCAUCGAAGCCCUGCACGAAACCGCCAAGCAGGCCCCCCAGACGAUCAUUCCCGUCCAAGCGGACAUCACAUCCAAAGAGUCGCUGACGGCAGCGUACGAGACGAUCGCCGCGCAGACCACGCACGUCGACCUCCUCUUCGCCAACAGCGGCACGAUCGGCCCGCGGGCGACCCCGCCCACGCCGCCGGCGACGCUCGCCGACCUGCGCGAGCAGCUGUGGGCCAUCGACCCGCAGGAGUUCACCCGCACGUUCGACAUCAACGUCACGGGCUCGUACUACACCGUGCUGGCGUUCUUGCCGCUGCUCGAGGCGGCGAAUAAGCGGCGCCCGGCACCUAUCAAGAACCGCGUGUCGGCGCCGACGGCGCAGGUGGUCAUUACGAGCUCCAUUGCCGGGUUUAUCCGGAAGGUGCCGUUUAGCGUGUCGUAUAACUUGUCCAAGUCGACGGUGAAUCAGCUGGUGAAGGUGUUGGCGACUACGCUGGCACCGUUUGAUAUCCGGGUGAAUGGGAUCGCGCCGGGCUUGUAUCGGUCGGAUAUGUCGGCGGGGAAUUUCCCGGAGGAUGAUAAGGGGGUGUCGGAUGGGUCGUUUAGUCGGGAGAUGAUCCCGUUGACUCGGGCUGGUGGGGAGGAGGACUUUGCGUCGUUGAUUCUGUGGUUGGCCGGUCCGUCCGGGGCGUACUUGAAUGGGAAUAUCACGGUGACGGACGGGGGACGGAUGGCUAUGCAGCCGAAUACUUAUUAG
Aspergillus campestris IBT 28561 is the source of this 1307-nucleotide messenger RNA. Its product is annotated as SDR family NAD(P)-dependent oxidoreductase. NCBI's taxonomy places the organism in Eukaryota, Fungi, Ascomycota, Eurotiomycetes, Eurotiales, Aspergillaceae. The transcript has 2 exons. The coding region runs from base 420 to 1307 and encodes 295 amino acids. The record is from RefSeq and is a predicted model, not a curated record.